This is a messenger RNA of Oldenlandia corymbosa var. corymbosa, 1846 nucleotides long. NCBI's taxonomy places the organism in Eukaryota, Viridiplantae, Streptophyta, Magnoliopsida, Gentianales, Rubiaceae. The record is from the annotation of a GenBank genome assembly.
AUUUAAAGAGAAAAAAAGAAAUUAGUCCUAGGGGGGGCUGCAGAAAAGAAACAAAUCCAAGAAAAACAAGACCAUGAGAAAGUUUUGAUGCGAAAUUGGAACCAACGGAGUUGUGCGAUCUGAAAUUCCGAGCUUCUGAUCUUCUUCUUUGGCACUCAAAUGGUGUCUUGAAUGCUGUGCUGUUCUUCGAUCGCCGUUCCCCCAUUUUUUUUGUAAGAUAAUUACAGUCUGUCGCCAUGGCUGCCCCAUUCUUUUCAACGCCUUUUCAGCCUUUUGUCUAUCAGAGUCCCCAAGAUGCUGUAACUCCUUUUCAGAUUUUAGGAGGUGAAGCUCAAAUAGUUCAGAUUAUGCUGAAGCCUGGAGAAAGAAUUGCAGCAAAGCCUGGUAAGUAAUCAUGAGUGUAAGUAUUAACUAUUUUUACUAGUAAUCAACCUUAUAUAUAUGUCUUGCCAUGUGAUGGUAGGAUAUGUUGUUUUCAAAUCCAAUUAUGAUGCUUUCCACUGAUAAAAGUAUUUAAAUAUGCACAUUGUAAUGUUUAUAGGUGGGUUCUGCGUCAAAUUUACAAGUAGCCAACCCAUUAUUGGGCAUAACAUGUUGUUGUCAGAUCUAGUUAGCAGUAUCAAUAGUCCUUGAGUUUUUUUUUUUUUUUUUUUGGGUAGUCCUUGAGGGUUUAUGCAGAUGAUAUUGUUGAAUUUUGAUGUGCAUGUCUCAUAGUUAUUCAUGUCCACAAUUAUGGUGUUAUUGUUUUGGGGAGGAAUGUAAGCUCGUAUGUGGCUUUUUGGUUCAACAAUUACAGUCAGAAAAUGACUGCUGGCAUGUUUUCAGGUUCUAUGUGCUACAUGUCUGGAUCUGUCCAAAUGGACAAUAUUUAUGCUCCUGAAAAUGAAGCUGGUGUAUGGCAGUGGCUUUUUGGGAAGACGGUGACCAGUGUAGUUCUACAUAAUACUGGUUCAACUGAUGGAUUUGUAGGAAUUGCUGCACCAUCAUUAGCAAGAAUUCUCCCGAUUGAUCUAGCUAUAUUUGGUGGUGAAAUGCUAUGCCAGCCAGAUGCAUUUCUCUGUUCGAUAAGUGAUGUAAAAGUUAACAAUACCUUGGAUCAAAGACCUCGCAACAUUGUCGCCAGUGUGGAGGGGUUCUUGAGGCAGAAAAUAUCAGGCCAAGGGCUUGCAUUUGUUGUGGGUGGUGGUUCUGUUGUACAGAAGAAUCUUGAAGUGGGAGAAGUACUUACUGUUGACAUGCCAAGCAUUGUUGCAUUGUCAUCUACGAUAAAUGUCCAAGUCAAAUAUAAUGGUCCUGUCAGAAAAGUUGUAUUUGGGGGUGACAAUCUAGUCACAGCCGUUCUCACAGGCCCUGGAAUAGUUUUUAUUCAAAGUAUGCCUUUCCAUCGACUGUCCCAGCGCAUUGCUCGGGCGGUAACAUCUCCAAACAUGAGGGACAACCCAAAGUUCUUCAUUCAGAUAGCAAUUUUCUUCUUUCUAGCUUAUGUUGUAGUUGUGUCAUCAUUAAUCUUGACCGACAUAUAAGCAGUUUGAUUUUGGUGAUUAUUGAUUGAUGGUGGUAUACAGAUCCUACCUCAUGCACCGUCUUUGCUUUCUUCUCCACAGUUUAGUUCUAAUUUAGUUUACCGAUAGAGGAAAGUGACAAGUACAAAAGGUUCACAUUAGUUUCAGCAGGGUGAUUUACGAUGUUUUGGAAGUGUGUAUAGACAGAUAAAAUGUUUCAUUUCUGAGCAUCCUAUUUAAUCAAAUUCGUGAAGGCACUCCGUAUUAGAUACCUAUGUCCGUUGUUGCGCAUAUUUGAUGCUCUUUUGCUUGGAAGCCUGGAAGUGUCAAAUUUCUGAGCAAUG